Messenger RNA from Zophobas morio, 550 nucleotides. It is a transcript of the gene RpII18, whose product is annotated as DNA-directed RNA polymerases I, II, and III subunit RPABC2-like. The record is from RefSeq and is a predicted model, not a curated record. Gene Ontology annotation, molecular function: DNA binding. The transcript has a single exon. Gene Ontology annotation, biological process: tRNA transcription by RNA polymerase III; transcription by RNA polymerase I; transcription by RNA polymerase II. Gene Ontology annotation, cellular component: RNA polymerase III complex; nucleus; RNA polymerase II, core complex. Lineage: Eukaryota; Metazoa; Arthropoda; Insecta; Coleoptera; Tenebrionidae. Bases 103 to 498 code for a protein of 131 amino acids.
CAUUGUGUACAAACAAGUUGUGUUUUUGUUACAAUUUUCACUAUUGUUAUUAUUUAACAACAUAUAAUUAAUUAAGUGGUUCAAUAAUUAAACAGCGUAACAAUGAAUGACGAAGAAUUCGACGGAGAUGAUGUCGGUGACGACUUCGACGACGACGUGGACGACGACAACAUCGAGGAGCUCGAACAACCCGAAGAAGAGGGUGACAACAUCGACAUUUUAGCACACGGCCAAGCUGGAGGCGGCGUGCCCAAAAACAAACGCAUAACCACCAAGUACAUGACCAAGUAUGAACGAGCAAGAGUCCUAGGAACACGGGCCCUCCAAAUAGCCAUGUGCGCCCCAGUUAUGGUGGAGCUCGACGGAGAAACCGAUCCCUUACAAAUCGCGAUGAAGGAACUCAAGCAGCGCAAAAUCCCCAUUAUCAUUAGGCGAUAUUUACCUGACCAUUCUUACGAAGACUGGGGGAUAGAUGAACUUAUUAUAAUUGACCACUAAAUAAGACAUUUUGUGAUUGUAAGAUAUUUAUUAAAGUACACUAGUUUCAUAA